AUGCAUCCGUAUUAUAAGUUGCAAUUUAUAUUAUUUUCUGCUUUGUUGAAGAUAAGUAAACGAAGUAUUUCUUUUUUGUUAGGGAGUAGAUGGAAGGUAAAAAACCUUACUUACAAGAUCUCAAAAUAUCCUAAGAAACUAGUCAAGAAAGACGUCGAUGCCGAAAUCGCCAAAGCUUUUGCCGUAUGGUCGGAAUUCACCGAUUUAAAGUUUAAACCUUCUAAAGGACAAGUUCAUAUUGAGAUCAGCUUCGAAACUGGCGAACAUGGAGACGGAGAUCCAUUUGAUGGUCCCGGUGGAACCCUAGCUCACGCUUAUUUCCCCGUGUUUGGUGGAGACGCCCAUUUUGACAACCAAGAGCACUGGACCAUUUCGAGUUAUCGCGGAACAAAUUUGUUCCAAGUUGCUGCUCAUGAAUUCGGUCAUUCGCUGGGUCUAAGUCAUUCAGACGUUCGAUCAGCUUUGAUGGCACCAUUUUAUCGGGGAUAUGAUCCAGCAUUCUCUUUAGACAUCGACGACAUCGAAGGAAUACAGUCUUUGUACGGCGAAAAGACCGAUAAAACGGAUAACGACGACAGCGACGGAGGAGAAUCAGUAGGAAAACCCACGGCAAUGACGCCCACCGAAGACAAGGAACUUUGCAACGAUCCACGAAUCGACACGAUUUUUAAUUCCGCUGACGGAGAGACGUACGCAUUCAAGGGCGACAAAUACUGGAAGUUGACCAGGGAAGCCGUAGCUCCAGGAUAUCCCAAACUAAUAUCUGAAGGCUGGCCAGGACUACCAGGAGACAUAGACGCCGCAUUCACUUACAAAAAUGGCAAAACUUACUUCUUCAAGGGCAAACAGUACUGGCGGUAUAACGGCAAAAGGGUCGACGGGGAUUAUCCCAAGGAUAUUUCGGAAGGAUUCACCGGUAUCCCAGACGAUAUCGAUGCUGCAAUGGUGUGGAGCGGGAAUGGGAAAAUUUAUUUCUUUAAAGGUUCGAAAUUCUGGAGGUUUGACCCGUCCCAACGACCCCCUGUGAAGGGCACGUAUCCGAAACCGAUCUCAAACUGGGAAGGACUGCCCAACAACCUCGACGCCGCGUUCCAAUGGACCAACGGUUACACAUACUUCUACAAAGAUAACGCGUACUAUCGGUUCAAUGACAGGCAAUUCGCUGUUGAUUCUGCAAAUCCCGCGUUCCCCAGGUCAACAGCUUACUGGUGGUUCGGCUGCAAGAGUUCGCCGAGGGGCACUAUAGGUACCCGCUUUACGUCGAACGGAUGGCUACUUGCUGACGAGAGCGAUUUUAACGGAAUCCCACAAAUUGAUAGUAGUACGGGAGAUGAUAUUUUCGACACAGGUAGGGCACCCAGAAAAAAAUCGUUGACAACUCUUUAUAACUAUUGUAUGAACUGCUUUUCUUCUAUGUUUUCUCUAUAUUUCGGAUCGCGCAUGAGACAAUUAUUACUGACUUACAAUUAAGUAGUAGGAAUGCUAGAAAUCUAUUACCUAAUCUUCGUAGAUAUCUCGUAAACAAAUGAGUUUUUCUUAUUUGUUGAUGUUAGUAAAUAUUUGAAAUAUUAAUGUGAAAAUUCAUUUUCAUCCAUUAAAAACUUCCUCAGGAAUGGAAAAUCGGAAAUGAAUUUUCACAUUAAUAUUGCAUAUUAACCACUAUUAGUAAUUAAAAAUGUCAUAAUAUUUGAAAUCUACGUUUAAUUCGAAUUGUUUUCCACAAUAAAUCUAAAAGCAGAAAAUUACUGCUUGAAUGACCAAAAAAUAAUCAAAAAAAUUAGCAUCAAUAAAUUUUCCGUUUUAGUUAAUUUCUGAUUUUAAAUAAGUCUUUCCAAAAUAAAUUCAUUUAAAUAUUAUCAAGUUCUGAUAAGUGAAAAUAUUAACAAAACUCUGAACGUAUUAAACUUGAGUUUCUUAAAAUUUGGUACAAAAACAGAAUUAGAAUUUUAAUAUUUCAAGAAUUUGCUGGAAUUUUACUAACCAUUAAUAUUAGCCGACGAGCAUUUGCAUGAAAAAAAAAGCAACCAUAAAAUUCUAAUUAAUGAUCUACCCCAUUUAUCAUUAAAGACAAACUUCCCAGGAACCCGCAUAGAUGCAUAAAAUAAUAUUAAUAUUAAUGACGUACUCAACAGGAUUUCUGCGCUUGAUCUUUCCAUUUUAACGUAAAUUUAUAAUGCCUGUCAUUUUUAUAAUCGCUCUCUUCAACAAGUAUGUAUAUUUCAAAUAAUUUUUGAGUUUUUGACGCACUUAUUAUUGGUGGCGGGCACCUAAAAAUCAUGCAAUUAUCACAUACAUACGUGGGAUGAUGUAGAUAUCUGCGGACUUUUAACUCAUUUUUACGAAGGCGUACAAAAGCAUAACGUAUUUCUUUUUUUAAUUUAGACUUGUAACUCAAUAUUUCUACUUCGAAUUCGAAAUUUCGAGAUACAAGUCGUAACUAUUACAUUAAUAUUAUUUAUUCCAUCGCGCAUCGGAUUCACAACUACUAAAGCUUCGCAGAAAUUACUGCGAAUACGGACGCGUAUGCAAAAAAAUGAUGCAGAAGUUCCGCAGAUAUGCUUUGCUUUUUUCAUCGUUUGUGUAGGCAUAUGUAACCUUGCAAGUCUUCCUGUGUGUAUUUUCUGAUCUGCUUUAUUGCAUUAUUUAUUAUAUGUAAGUACAUAAUUCACGUAGAGA
Molecule: messenger RNA, 2676 nt
Organism: Agrilus planipennis (emerald ash borer)
Lineage: Eukaryota; Metazoa; Arthropoda; Insecta; Coleoptera; Buprestidae
Product: matrix metalloproteinase-14-like
Exons: 4
Coding region: 1-1470 (489 amino acids)
Biological process (GO): extracellular matrix organization; proteolysis; collagen catabolic process
Cellular component (GO): extracellular matrix
Molecular function (GO): zinc ion binding; metalloendopeptidase activity
Source: RefSeq, a predicted model, not a curated record